Aspergillus novofumigatus IBT 16806 is the source of this 912-nucleotide messenger RNA. Its product is annotated as nascent polypeptide-associated complex subunit family protein. Bases 88 to 552 code for a protein of 154 amino acids. Gene Ontology annotation, cellular component: cytosol; nascent polypeptide-associated complex. The record is from RefSeq and is a predicted model, not a curated record. The transcript has 4 exons. NCBI's taxonomy places the organism in Eukaryota, Fungi, Ascomycota, Eurotiomycetes, Eurotiales, Aspergillaceae.
CAUCAUCAGCAACUUCAACCUCCUCCCACUAAACACCACCUCAGUCACGAUUAGGUUCUCUACGAACGCACAUAAAUUACCGUCAAAAUGGAUCAAGCAAAGCUGGCUAGGAUGCAGGCGAGCGUGCGGAUUGGAGGAAAGGGUACUCCCCGCCGCAAGGUCAAGAAAGUCCACAAGUCCUCCGGUGCCGACGACAAGAAGCUCCAGACCACCCUGAAGAAGAUGAACGUCCAGCCCAUCCAGGCCAUCGAGGAGGUCAACAUGUUCAAGGAGGACGGAAACGUCAUCCACUUCGCCGCCCCCAAGGUCCACGCCUCCGUCCCCUCCAACACCUUCGCCCUCUACGGUAACGGCGAGGAGAAGGAGCUCACCGAGCUCGUCCCCGGUAUCCUCAACCAGCUUGGCCCCGACAGCCUUGCCUCCCUGCGCAAGCUCGCCGAGAGCUACCAGAACAUGCAGAAGCAGGCCGGUGCCGAGGGCAAGAAGGACGAGGAUGAGGACGAUAUCCCUGACCUGGUUGAGGGCGAGAACUUCGAGAGCAAUGUUGAGUAAAUCGCAUUUUGAUCUAAAAAUGGAAGAGACAGAGAGAACCUAAAGACAUGAUUGCAUGCCAUGCCUAAUUUGAUACACAAACUCGACCUUGACUUGAUCUUCACAAAAAAGUAGGACCGGACUUUACUCUCAUGUGUUUUUACCUCCUUUGCGAUGAUCACUGUCAUCCUCGUCGGGGUAGGGAACGGCGUUGGGUUGCAGUAGAUGUCAGGAAUGAGAUUAUGGAUAAAGAAUCGGUUGUCCAGCGCCUGAUCACAAGGGGAGCUCGUAUCCUAAUUCGGAGAAAUGUCAGCGUCAACCGCCGGAGUCACUAUUGUGUAGGCGACUGAUUCAAAUUCGGGUACAGCUGUUAAUGCCAGA